AUGUGUGGCAUCGGUGAAAAAGCUGAUAGACGUCCCAUAGAUCCGCCGCCUAUAAUUCAAUUAAAGGUCUAUGAUGCAACCCUGCCUCAAUCCGAAAAAAGUUCAUUCCUUCAAAAUCCCUAUUUCUUCAUGUACGCCUCCCUGGUGGCUCCGGAUACUGAUGAAGAAUUGCAUUUGCUUCGAGAUGGCAAAACUCGUUCAACCACGGGUUCCGUCGUCUCGUCCUUAUAUCAUCUCAAAGACAUUGAUAAUUCGGACGCCGGAUUUUUCGUGUUUCCCGAUUUAUCCGUGCGCAUGGAAGGGACUUACCGAUUAAAACUUAGCCUGUUCGAGAUAAUUGGACGGCUGGCCAAAAGGAAGGAACUGGAACCAAUCGACGUCUCCGAUCCAAACCGAAUGAAACGCGUUCGCGGCGACGGAAAGAAUGAUGAUAACGACAGUCGUGAUUCAUCGGACACUGAAAUGCACGAUCGUAAUUCGUCCCUGGACGAAUUACGCUCGAAGAGAACGCCAGACUCGGACAAACGAAGAGGUCACACCAGCCGAAGUCCGUCGUCCCCUCGACCUCGGGGACCGUACGAUCACAUUCCACACAUGAGUCACUAUGAUCCGAACGCUUCGAUGUAUGCCCCGGGAUAUCCCCCGCAUCGACCUAUUUCAUGGCACGAUCGUCCAGAGUACAUGGGCGACCCACAUUACCCUCAUUAUUAUGACAUGUACGAUAGAAGGUACAGUUAUCAUCCAUAUUAUUAUCCACCACCGAUGCCCGAUGGUUCGGAACAUCAUCGUUACCCGUACCCACCCCCACCGGCAUACGGUCGACCCCCGCUGUACCCCGGGCAACCGGCACCCGGCUAUUAUGACUCACCUCCAAGGAUUCCACAUCCCGGGGGUGACGCUCAAGGUGCCGUAAGACCGUAUGGGUAUGAUUUGUCGAGCCCGUAUCCUCCUCCACAAAGGGGCGCCCCUUGGCCUCCGCACUAUGGUGAUCGUACGCCGACCCGAGAUCCGGGUGCAGAACCUUCCUCUUCUCCAUAUCGUAGUGGCGGUCCCCCGGUACCACCGCCGCGCGGUCCUCCAAUGUACCCAUACCACGAUUACUACGCGGCGCCAUACCCUCACCCGCCACCACUACCGCCGCCGAAACCGGAUUACGGAACUCCCACUUCGAAUGAUCCUAACUCGGGGCCACCGCCACCACCACCGCCGCCGCGAUUAUAUGGAACUCCAACGUCGGCUUUUGCUCACAUGUAUCCUCAUCCAGGUCGACCGCACGAAUAUCCACUACGGCACGAUUUAUACGGUCCCCCCCGGUACCCACAUGAACCUGGUUAUCCACCUCACGAGGGAUCAGGAAACCCGUAUCCACCUUACGGCCAACCCACCUCCUCUAGCUUUAACCCUUCAAAGCCUGCACCGCAUUCUCACGAGGACUCGACACAUCCACCUUCAUCGACGAACGCUUUGCCUCCCGCGUCACAGCAACCGUCGUCGGGGGCAUCGGAUCCCGCCAGACCUGAAAAUCGUUAUGUCCAAUACGAACCUUCACGUCGUCCAUACCCCAUGGAGCAAUCGCCGCCCACUGGUAAUUCGGGUGCUCCUCACAAUACAAAUUCCACCGCUUCAUCCCAACAAUCAUCAUCAUAUAGUGGUACCGUGGUUCCGACAGCCACCCGCAACACACCGGUCUCAUUGCCUUCCAUAAACAUCACCGAUCGAAAUGACCGCCCCUAUUCCGGCAAUUCUUCUGGUGCACAAAACCAUCCAUAUCUGUCAACAAACUCCUCAUCAUCUUCUUCGCAUCACCCGGUGCAAGCAUCGCAACACCCCAAAUCACCGCAAAUCACAUCACAAAAGCAUUCACCUUAUGAGCAACACUCGCAACUUCCGUACCCCCAACCCUCAUCAAAUUCUUCCUCGAACAGAAUGUCAUUCACCUCCGUUAACGAACAUCCCAACGGUGGUAAGAAGAAUGGCGUGAGCCCUACCAUGAGUGCUUGCAAUGAGCUUUCGUCAAAUCCUUCGUCUUCCCCGCGAUCCGGUUACGAAGGUUCCUAUCCACCGAGAAGACAAGGUGGUGAUGCGGAAGGUGAGAGGAGUGUUAGUCAGAAUGGUGGUGGUGGUGAAAAGUAUUGA
Molecule: messenger RNA, 2136 nt
Organism: Acaulospora colombiana
Lineage: Eukaryota; Fungi; Glomeromycota; Glomeromycetes; Diversisporales; Acaulosporaceae
Source: the annotation of a GenBank genome assembly